UUAGUUGUUCUUUUUUUCUAGAUCAAAAGUAUACAAACGGUAACCAUAGAAAAACUCAUAAAUGACGAUGGGAAGAUAAUGAGCGAUGAAAACACAUGAAGGAAUGAAAGUAAUUGAAGAUGAAAAUAUUUUAUCAGUAGUCUCAACGUUGGGGACAUAGAGAAGUAUGAAAUGGAUAGACUGACGUGGUACCAACCAGGAGAGUAUAUGGAAGAUAUAAUCAUUCAAAGCGGUCACGUGAGUAUAUAUGACGGAGACGUGAAACAGACAACGUAUGAGCAAGGAACUGCUUCCCUCACAUUGCAUCGUAUUAUCUGGGCCGAUUCCAAUGAUCCAGAUCAUCGGCUAAUUUUACAUCACUCAUUGGUAGCUGGUAUUGAGAAGCACCAUAAGUCGAUGUUCCGUCGAGGUGGCAAAAUUAUCCUUUCGUUGCAUCCUAAACCACUUGGGCAACAGCGAGGCCCUUUCGCCUCUUCUUCUUUUAAUUAUAUUCGCCUUGUUUUUCGAAAUGGGGGAGAAGACGAGUUCUUUGAAAAAUACAAAGAAGCACUGGGAUUGAAUACGUGGGAACGAAUACCUUCUGGUUGCGCAACGUCAGGCCCUGUCGCUUUACGCAACUGUAACACUGCGAUGCCACGAGUCGUAGGUAUCUUAGGCAUUGAGAAAAGACUUGCUGAAAACCAUCAUCGUACUCAUGAAAGCAUAAGUCAGGCUUUUGAAGAUAUGAAUCGACUGAUGGAAUAUGCACGAGAAAUGGUGUCCCUUUCGAAGGUUAUCACCGAUAAAUUGCGAGCAAGAAAAGGCGAGAUAACUGAUGAUGAAACUAUACGCUUCAAGACCUACUUACUUAGUCUUGGCGUUAGCGAUCCAGUGACAAAGUCAACAUUUGGCAGCAGUGCGGAAUACUACAAAAAACUUGCGGAAGAGUUGACUGCGGUGUUAUGUGCCCCUCUUAAGGAAUGCGGUGGUAUGAUGACUUUAUCAGACGUAUAUUGUCGUAUUAACAGAGCUCGUGGUUUAGAGCUCUUGUCACCAGAGGACAUUUUGAAUGCAUGUCAGAUGUUGGAACAAAUGAAUCUACCCAUAUCUUUAAAUCGUUUUGAAAGUGGCGUCAUGGUUGUACAGCUGAAAGAGAUGAGUGUAGAAACCACGAUUGAGAGUACUGCGGAGUUAGUAGCAGUUAUGGGUACUUGUAAUGCUACUAAGCUUGCUAAGUGUCUCGGCAUUACAGUCAUUCUUGCAAAGGAGAGGUUGCUUGCGGCGGAAGCUCAGGCGAAGCUUUGCCGUGAUGAUACCGUUGAAGGUCUUACGUUCUAUCCAAAUCGUUUCAUGACUUCAUGCUAACAUCUAUACAUAAUCUUAUUCAAGAUAUGAUUUCUGUGUCCUAACUUUUCUAUCAUCUAGACAAAUUAAGCUUCCAGUUUGUAUUUCGUAUCACUUUCAUACUAUUCCUUGGAUCUCAGCUGUUCCAGUACUACGCGACACUAAUUUCCAUACUCUUCGAUUUUUAUUCGUCCUCGAAUAUGUUUUUAAGAGUUGAUGAAAUUAUCCUGCACAUGUAUUAUUUCAUUAUAGGUAUUAAAGGUCUACGUCUAGUCCUAUAGUUGUUUCAGACUUCGUAAUUGAUUUAUUCUUUUUUAUCUUUACGCCAUCCAGAGUA
Loa loa (African eye worm) is the source of this 1660-nucleotide messenger RNA. RefSeq names its product vacuolar protein sorting 36 containing protein. The record is from RefSeq and is a predicted model, not a curated record. NCBI's taxonomy places the organism in Eukaryota, Metazoa, Nematoda, Chromadorea, Rhabditida, Onchocercidae. Bases 172 to 1344 code for a protein of 390 amino acids. Gene Ontology annotation, cellular component: ESCRT II complex; late endosome membrane. The transcript has 11 exons. Gene Ontology annotation, molecular function: ubiquitin binding; phosphatidylinositol-3-phosphate binding. Gene Ontology annotation, biological process: protein transport to vacuole involved in ubiquitin-dependent protein catabolic process via the multivesicular body sorting pathway.